Messenger RNA from Notothenia coriiceps (black rockcod), 2255 nucleotides. It is a transcript of the gene cwf19l2, whose product is annotated as CWF19 like cell cycle control factor 2. Lineage: Eukaryota; Metazoa; Chordata; Actinopteri; Perciformes; Nototheniidae. Gene Ontology annotation, cellular component: post-mRNA release spliceosomal complex. Bases 23 to 2170 code for a protein of 715 amino acids. The transcript has 16 exons. Gene Ontology annotation, biological process: mRNA splicing, via spliceosome. The record is from RefSeq and is a predicted model, not a curated record.
GUGAAAACAUUCGGAGAGUGUCAUGGCGGAGCAUGUAGUCAGUUUUGAGAGUAAGGGCAGCAUAGAGGAAAGGAAGCAUAGUAAACGAGAGGCACGGCAAGAAGUGAUAGACAAGGCCAAGGAGCAGUAUGACAAGGCAGAAAGAAGGAAGGAGCUCAAAAGGCAGAGAGGGGAGGACACCUGGAUGCUUCCUGAGAUCAACCAGAGGCUGCAGGAGAUGGAGGAAGCUGGUUUGCACAAAUUGGAGCUAAACCCGUUCUGGAAAGAUGGAGGAACUGGUCUGCCCCCAGCGGAGAAGGCUGCAACAAAGAAAGGAAACACAGUGGUGAAUGAUGCCGGCCUGGGCUGGCUGAGGAAGAGCUUCCAAAGGAUGAAGGAGCAGGCAGAGAGGCAGCAGCGCAGCCUCAAUGAAAUUGUGGCCGAGAGAUACGGAUCAAUGGAAGAGUUUCAGCAAAAACUUGCCGAUGCUGAGAUAGCUGUGUACGGACACUGCAGUGGAGGAGAUGGAAACAGAGGAGCGAGAGGCGGGUGGAGGAGAGGAGGAAACGAGUCCAGAGAGAGAUGGAGAAGAAACGAUGGAGAGGGGGAAGAGAGAGAACGCUGGAGAAGGAACGAAAGGGAAAGAGAUUCAUCACCAACAGACGGAGAGAGAGACAAUGCUGGGAGACGAGAGGAAAGGGAGAGGGGGGGAUAUCGCGGCAGAGAGGAAGACAGAAGUCGAGACGGAGACAGGUUCAGAGACAGAGAGAGGGUUCCAGAUCGUCGCCGUCCUCCAGCGCGGCCGUCCUCAGGAUUCCUGAAACCCAGCUCUGACGAUGAAGACUCUGGUCCCCGUAAUGCCAUCAUGCAGACCUCAAAGAAGAGCAGCAAUCCUACCAGGGAAUCUGCCAGCUUUGAGAAACCACAGCAGGAGAGAGAGAGGGAUCCUGGGAAACCUGUGCCAUUAAUAGAGUUAACAAUUGGAGGACAGAGGAGGCUCUUAAAGAAGAAGUUACAGGCCAUGGUUGAGAAGCUGAAGUCCCAGCUGGACGCAGCACAUAAAGCUAAAGAAAGCCACGAAGCUCGAAGACAAGAAAUGGCGACUUCAAAACAGGUCACUGGUCGCUCCAGUGAAGCCCAGGAACUCCUGCUGUUCAGAACUGACCAAUCAGGACGCGCCUGGCCCGUCAACGCCCCCUCUGGACCCCAGGAGCCCCACGGGGGACGACGGAAGAAGAAAGCGAUUGAGACCCAUGUUGACGGAGAGCGUGUGCGCUACUUCCAGGAUGAUGACAGUACGGGUCUGAAGGAGAUGGUGAGGAGGGAGAAGAUGAGCUCUGCGCAGGACCAGAACGCACUCUACUCUCGCAUGGCUUCCAAGAUGAUGGGGAAGACAGACGGUGACAACUACACUCUGGAUGACAUGUUUGUGUCGAGUGCAGCGCAGCGAGAGGGCGAGGGGAGGGAGGAGGAGAGGAUGAGGAGCAAAGCCAUCGGGGAGAGUCGGAGGCUGAAUGCCUCCAUGGAGAGAUGCCGGCACUGCUUCAGCAGCCGAGAGCUGCAGAAGCACCUGGUCGUGGCGAUAGGGAGCAAGGUCUACCUGAGCGUGCCUGCAGGAGUGUCUAUGACUGAGGGCCACUGUCACAUCUGUCCCCUCCAGCAUCACUGCUCUGCCACCGGAUUGGACGAAGACGUCUGGUCAGAAAUGCAGCUGUUCCGGCGUACUUUGGUGCGAAUGUUUGAGUCCCAGGAGCUCGACUGUGUGUUCAUGGAAACACACAUGGACCCACGCAAAAGACAACACAUGGUCUUAGAGUGUCUCCCACUUCCCCGAGAACUGGGCGAUAUGGCACCCAUAUACUUCAAGAAAGCCAUAUUGGAUUGCGAUGAGGAAUGGGCCAUGAACAAGAAGGUCGUCGACCUCUCAUCGAAAGACAUCCGCCACGCUGUUCCUCGAGGUCUGCCCUACUUUGCUGUGGACUUUGGACUCCAGGGAGGAUUUGCUCAUGUCAUUGAAAAUGAACAUAAGUUCCCCCAUUACUUUGGCAAGGAAGUGGUAGGAGGAAUGAUGGACUUGGAGCCGCGACGCUGGAGAAAAAUGAUAAGAGAGAAUUUUGAUGACCAGAGGAAAAAAGUCCUGGAGUUUGCAGGGUGGUGGAAACCGUACGACUGCACCAAGACUGCAGAGUAGUAAACACUACACUUCUAUUUAAACAAACACACACACACACACACACACACACACACACACACACACACACACACACACACACACA